Molecule: messenger RNA, 471 nt
Organism: Candidozyma haemuli
Lineage: Eukaryota; Fungi; Ascomycota; Pichiomycetes; Serinales; Metschnikowiaceae
Product: thioredoxin family protein
Exons: 1
Coding region: 1-471 (156 amino acids)
Molecular function (GO): protein-disulfide reductase activity
Source: RefSeq, a predicted model, not a curated record
AUGCUCAAAUUUGCCUCCUCAAUUUCAUCUAGACCUUCUGCCCAAUACCUUGCCAGAAGCAGAGUGCCUUCAAAGUUGGCCUCCCAAGGCCUCAGAUCCAGCAUUGCUCUCUACAGCACCAAUAAUGGCACCCCAGUGACCGAAAUCAGAGACUUGGAGCUGUUUGCUGCUUUUACUGACUCCCAAAAGCCAUCAAUUGUCGAUUUCUACGCUACCUGGUGUGGUCCUUGUAAGGCUAUUGCUCCAGUUUUCGACAAGUUGGCUGGCGCUGUCCCAGAGGCCCAGUUUGCUAGAGUUGAUGUGGAUGAAGCACCAGACGUUGCUGGCCAGAACGGUGUUACUGCUAUGCCAACCAUUUUGUUCUUCAAGGAUGGAAAGGAGACAGGAAAGAUUGUUGGUGCUGACCUUCAGAAGUUGAUUCAGUUGAUCCAGACAAACACUGGCGUUGACGUCAAGACAAGAAAGCUUUAA